Messenger RNA from Owenia fusiformis, 1614 nucleotides. Lineage: Eukaryota; Metazoa; Annelida; Polychaeta; Sabellida; Oweniidae. The record is from the annotation of a GenBank genome assembly.
CAAAUAAAUCCUGAAAUAUAUCACUCUAACUGUACUUGUACAUUUUACUGUAUGUACACAACAUUUCUGAUGGUAAACUGUACAAUUUUAAAAGGGAAAUAAGGAUGAAAAGUAUAAAGGGACAUAUACUUAGACAUAUUUAGGUGUCCAGUGAUUGGAUAUUUCCUUCACAGAAAACUGAGAGUUAAUGAAUGAACAGCAUCUAUACUAAUGAAGAAAACAGAGAAACAGCAAUAGAUUUCAACUGUAUGUAUAUAAUGGAUUGAAUAUAUGAAAUUUCAAGAGAUUCCAGGGUCUUCUUCACAUUCUAGAGGUAAUAUUCAUAAAAUGGUAAAUUUUUACAUGCAGAUGAUACUUAAGAAUUAUUGAGAUAAGAAGUGGACAACAUGAGAAUGAAAUAUAAGAAAGAGAUAAGUGUUACACUGGCGCUAACAACCCUUAUAGCUAUUCUCACAAUUUACAACUCACAAGACAAAGUUAUUCAGCUUCAACGCAGACAAAAAGAAAAUGUACAAAAGCAUUCUGAAAACACUGAGCGGUUUAUUCAACAUGAACAACAAAAAACAACAAAGAUGAAAUCUCCGUCAGAUAUCUUAGUCAUUUCGGCCGUAACACAAUAUUCGGAUGAAAUGUUAACCUUUGAGACAACAACAAGUUCACAAUUAGAGUUGAAAAAUCUUGAGGAAAUAUCUAAUACGAUUGAUGAAUCUGAGAUCACUGACAAAACCUCCAAAUUAAACACAGUCAUAAAUGAAGUAAAAGAUCCCAAUCCUACAACACCCAAUAUAAGAAGUUCAGAAACAACAAUAAGUCCAGCAACAACAGCGAAGAUACAGCAAAGCACUAGCACAUGGAGAUCAGAUGAGCCAUCCAGAUUGCCCCUCUACAAAUGGUCGGAGAAGGAUAUCACUGAUUGGAUUGAAAGCUUCAACAGAUCAAUGCGUGAAGUAGAUGAGAAGAGACAACAUAUAUACAUCAUCUGUACUAAGGCAUUGAAACCAAAAGAAUGUUUCUUGAGAAAUAAUUUAUUCUGGCCAAAUAGCACAAAUAUUCGAAAAUAUUCUGCCAAUAAAGGUGAACCUGGCAAAGACGCAUCAUGUGCAGACUCUAAGAAACUGGUGAUAUUGCAUUCCUAUGAGAGAACUGGCUCGUGUUAUUUUGGAAGUCUUAUGAAAGACAACCCUGGAGUGUUUUACUUGUUUGAGCCCUACCGUCUUCAGGAGCAGAUCUUUCAUAAAAUGCAAUACCCAAGAUCUACCCACCUUAGUUCAGCCAUCAUACAGGAAGAAGUGAAAACUUUAACUGACUACAGGACCUGCACUCUGAAGGAUAUACUUGCCUUUGCUGACCCAAUACUGAAAGAGGGAAAUGUUAACUUCUAUCUCUCUUAUAAUAUACAUGACUUCCUAGAAUGUAUCAUGCUGUACCAUAGUGGUAGACACCCUGCCAAUGUAACAAGAAGGGAACACUUAGACCAAUGUUAUGAAAUCGCAACUGAAGCCUGCAAGAAUGAAACAAGGACACAGAUAUUGCUGACUAAGACAGUACGGGGCACAAUGGAAGGAAUAGCUGCAUUCUUAGCCAAUCAGGAAUGCACAAAUAAUAUCAAAGUUA